AACCAAGUUAGUAAUAUCCUUGAGACAAAAUGGGUAUCCGCCAAAAGCUUCUCUCGUUUCUCUUUUCUCAGCUGAUUCUUGUUCUUAUGGUCUCAAACCAUAACAAUGCAAUGGGGUUGAAACUCGGGUAUUAUCACAAGACCUGCCCUAAUGCAGAGUCGAUUAUCAGUAAAACAACUUAUCGAUUCAUUUCUCGAGCACCAACUCUUGCCGCUCCUUUGCUCAGGAUGCAUUUCCAUGAUUGCUUCGUUAGAGGGUGUGAUGGUUCAGUGCUUCUAAAUUCCACAAAGACUAGCAUAUCUGAGAAAGAUGCAAUCCCCAACCAAAGUUUACGAGGAUAUCAUGUGAUCGACGCUGUCAAGUCUGCAGUGGAAGAAGCAUGCCCUGGUGUGGUUUCCUGCGCUGAUAUCCUUGCCUUAGUAGCUCGAGAUUCGGUUUCAAUGAUCCAUGGACCCUAUUGGAAAGUUCCACUUGGACGAAGAGAUGGAAGAGUUUCCAUCUUGAAUGAGGUCUUCGCAGAGUUGCCUGCUCCUUUUGCCAACAUUACACAACUAAAACAAAUGUUUGCUGCUAAAGGUCUAAACACCAAAGAUCUAGCAGUUCUAUCAGGAGGACACACUAUUGGAACAUCUCAUUGCCUAGGAUUCACCAACCGUCUCUACAACUUCACUGGCAAAGGUGACACAGACCCAUCAAUGGAUCCAAACUACAUAGUUAAACUGAAGCAAAAAUGCAAGCCUAGGGACACCACAGCACUGGUGGAGAUGGACCCUGGAAGCUUUAAAACCUUCGACGAAGCUUACUACACUCUGGUAGCUAAAAGAAGAGGGCUUUUCCAAUCUGAUUCAGCCCUUCUCGAUGAUCCAGAGACCAAAGCUUAUGUCAUACUUCAAGCUUCCACCCAUGGAUCUACCUUUGCCAAAGAUUUUGCCGAGUCUAUGGUGAAGAUGGGUCAGGUUGGAGUCCUCACUGGCAAUCAAGGUGAAAUCAGGAAGCACUGUGCUUUGGUGAACUAAUUGAAAACUGAAAACUCACUUUUUUUAAUUGAUAAUUAUUGUUUAUUUUUGUGGCAUCUUAAUUAAAUUAUUAAUGCGAGUGUUUGACCAGAAUAAAAACUUGUAUCGGAAUGAAUUUGCAUCCAAGUUUUGUUGUUUGUGUUACAAGUUUAUUUGUAUGGCUCUUCAAAUUGCGGCCAUACUUCUAGUCGAAUUGUAAGGAUUUCUCUAUAAUUUUCCAAUUGAAUAAAA
Molecule: messenger RNA, 1247 nt
Organism: Gossypium arboreum
Lineage: Eukaryota; Viridiplantae; Streptophyta; Magnoliopsida; Malvales; Malvaceae
Product: peroxidase 27-like
Exons: 4
Coding region: 30-1016 (328 amino acids)
Biological process (GO): hydrogen peroxide catabolic process; response to oxidative stress
Cellular component (GO): plasmodesma; plant-type cell wall
Molecular function (GO): peroxidase activity; heme binding
Source: RefSeq, a predicted model, not a curated record